Molecule: messenger RNA, 856 nt
Organism: Triticum dicoccoides
Lineage: Eukaryota; Viridiplantae; Streptophyta; Magnoliopsida; Poales; Poaceae
Product: phosphatidyl-N-methylethanolamine N-methyltransferase-like
Exons: 2
Coding region: 109-609 (166 amino acids)
Biological process (GO): phosphatidylcholine biosynthetic process
Molecular function (GO): S-adenosylmethionine-dependent methyltransferase activity
Source: RefSeq, a predicted model, not a curated record
UCUCUCAGUUGAAGAGCAGUGGGGCAAACCGUCUAACAUUACGCCUGCUCUCAAGUCUCUCCGUGCUGAAAACGAAACCGCGCAAAUCCUAGGCCACCGGCACCCGAGAUGGCGGCGGCCUUAGCGGCGGGCGUCGGCGUGCUGCUGCCGUUCCCGUUCUACUGGGCGCUGUGGACGCGCCCGCAGCGGUGGGUGGACCUGUGCGGCCGGGGCGCGGACCCGUGCCGCCGCAUGGCGCAGGUCUCCCACGUCCUCAAGGCGCUCCAGCUCCUCGCCCUCGCCUCCGUCGCCUCCUUCUCCUGGCCCCCUCCUCUAUGCGCCCUCCCCCUCCUCGCCUUCGGCCAGUACCUCAACUUCAAGGUAUACCAGCUGCUGGGCGAGUCGGGUACCUACUACGGCGUCCGGUUCGGGAAGAAGAUCCCGUGGGUGACAGAAUUCCCCCUCGGCUACAUCAAGGACCCGCAGUAUGUGGGGAGCAUCCUGAGCCUCGUGGCGCUGCUGUGCUGGGUUCCCUUCCAGUAUGUUGUGUUGUGGUGCCUCGGCUAUGUUUUCAUGAUUUUGGUGGAAGACAAGGAAGAUCCAGCGACCCGUGCCAAGUUGCUCUCCUGACUGUUGUAUUUGCUUUGCGGUUGAUAGAUGACUCAAGAUCUCUCACUGUCCAUUAGUUGUGUUGUUCCUGGACGUGUCCCAGUCAUGCUGGCUAGACAUUUUGUUUAAUAAGGAGAUGUGAGUGUUUUUUUUUUUAUCACGGCUCUCAGACCGUGAGAAGGUCUUUUGUGUCUAUGGCGUUCAGACCCUGAGAAGGGCUUCUACACCUAUGACGUUAAGCUCGAUUAUCAACUGUUGGUUGUUUGGA